UCUGCCCAGCAGCCCGGUUCCGGCCCUGCGGGGUCUCGGUUCCGGGUUCGUUGCCCCGGUUCCCGGCCCCGGCCGGUCUCCCGGGCCGGCCCGGCCGCGCACAGCACCCGUCGGGUGUCGGGACUCCCCAGCCCCACCCCAACGGCCCCCUCGCCCUCCGCCGGCCCGGCCCACCUCGCCCCCGGCCCGCGCCGUCCUCGCCGCCCCAUGGAGUCCCAGUGUGACUACUCCAUGUACUUCCCGGCCGUGCCGCUGCCGCCGCGCGCGGAGCUGGCGGGGGACCCGGGCCGGUACCGGGCGCUGCCCCGGCGCAACCAUCUCUACUUGGGGGAGACUGUCCGCUUCCUGCUGGUGCUGCGCUGCCGGGGAGGCGCAGGGUCCGGCGCCGGGGGUGGCGCGGGCUUGGGCUCUCGAGGGGCCUGGGCAGAACUGGCAACGGCCUUGGCCGCCCUGGCGUCGGUCAGCGCCGGGGGCGGGGCGCCCGGGGGCGGUGGGUCCGGAGACCAGGAUCCCGAACCCCCAGGGGGCGGGGAUCCCGGAGGUGGGCCGUUGUUUCGAGGCUGCAGCCCCCUCCUCACCCACGGCCCGGGUCCUGCUACCUCAGGGGGAGCGACCACGCUGCCUGUGGAGGAACCAAUUGUGUCCACAGAUGAGGUCAUCUUCCCACUCACCGUUUCACUGGAUAGACUGCCCCCCGGGACACCUAAGGCCAAGAUUGUAGUGACUGUGUGGAAACGGGAGGUUGAGGCACCAGAGGUCAGAGAUCAAGGCUACUUGCGCUUGUUGCAGACCCGAUCUCCUGGGGAGACAUUCCGGGGCGAGCAGAGCGCUUUCAAGGCCCAAGUGAGCACCCUGCUGACUCUGCUGCCCCCUCCGGUUCUGAAAUGCCGCCAGUUCACUGUGGCUGGAAAACACUUGACCGUGCUCAAGGUGCUGAACAGCUCCUCCCAGGAGGAAAUUUCCAUCUGGGAUAUCCGGAUUCUCCCAAACUUCAAUGCUAGUUAUCUACCUGUCAUGCCUGAUGGCUCUGUGCUGCUGGUGGAUAAUGUCUGUCACCAAUCUGGGGAAGUCUCCAUGGGCUCCUUCUGCCGGCUCCCUGGUACCUCUGGCUGCUUCCCCUGCCCGCUUAGUGCCCUGGAGGAACACAACUUCCUGUUUCAGCUGAGAGGGGGAGAGCAACCCCCUCAAGGAGCCAAGGAGGGCCUAGAAGUUCCCCUGAUUGCUGUGGUUCAGUGGUCCACCCCAAAGCUGCCCUUCACCCAGAGCAUCUACACCCACUACCGCCUGCCCAGCAUCCGCCUGGACCGCCCAUGCUUUGUGAUGACUGCUUCUUGUGAGUCCCCCGUUCGAACUUAUGAGCGGUUCACUGUCACCUACACACUGCUCAACAAUCUCCAAGACUUCCUUGCUGUGAGGCUUGUGUGGACCCCGGAGCAUGCACAGGCUGGUAGCAGCUGUGUGGGGGGGAGCCGGGCCAUGCAGGCAGCCCUGGACUCCAUUGUCUGCCACACGCCCCUCAACAAUCUAGGCUUUUCCCGGAAGGGCAGUGCGCUCACCUUCAGUGUGGCCUUCCAGGCUCUGAGGACAGGGCUCUUUGAGCUGAGCCAGCACAUGAAACUGAAGCUGCAGUUCACCGCCAGUGUGUCCCACCCUCCGCCCGAGGCCCGGCCCCUGUCUCGAAAGAGCAGCCCCAGCAGCCCUGCUGUCCGGGACCUGGUAGAGAGACACCAGGCUAGCUUAGGCCGCUCUCAGUCCUUUUCUCACCAACAGCCCUCCCGGAGCCACCUCAUGAGGUCAGGCAGCGUGAUGGAGCGCAGGGCCAUCACACCUCCUGUGGCCUCCCCCGUGGGCCGCCCCCUCUACCUGCCUCCGGACAAGGCUGUGCUUUCUCUGGACAAGAUUGCCAAGCGCGAGUGCAAGGUCCUGGUGGUGGAGCCUGUCAAGUAGCACCCUGCCGGCUCUCCUCCCUCUUACGCUCCCAGAAACCGAAAGCCCCCUGGAGGGGGCCCUUGCUCCAGACUGUGCCUCCCCUGGGAUGCCUCCCACCAUGGAUGAGGAGGCCCAAGAGGGCCGCCUGUCUGUGUCUGCUGAUGAGGGACAGGGAAGAAGCUGUGAAAUGGGCGGGUAUGGCUGAAGCACUAAGCCAACAGUAUUUCCCCGGCUCCCUGGGGGGGGGCUGGCCCCACCCCAAGGCCAGGGGCAAGGGCUCCGAGAGCUCCCUUGCCCCCCUCCCGCCCAGUACCCUGGUUCUAAGUUUACAAAGUGUAUUCCUUGUUCCUAUUAAGUUGUCUCUCCUGACUCUGACACCCUCCCUCCCACCCACCCGCAGGGCUGAGAUUAGAGGGUGGUGAUGGCAAAGGGACCCUGACAAUGGCCCUCCUGUCUCAGGGGUGAGGGGGGAUAGCCAGGUGGCCUCCUCCUGCCCCUCAUGUUUACGUUUGUUGCCUGAAGCACUUUAAGUUGUGUGGGGGUUUUUUCUUUCUUUGUUUCUUCUUUUUUUUUUUUAUCUCUCUGUUCCUGUAACUUAUUCUCCAACUACUGCUUCCAACUGAAAUAAGACUAUUAAAUGCCUGUUCAGGAGGGAGAAGAA
Messenger RNA from Panthera uncia (snow leopard), 2590 nucleotides. It is a transcript of the gene TRAPPC14, whose product is annotated as trafficking protein particle complex subunit 14. The record is from RefSeq and is a predicted model, not a curated record. Gene Ontology annotation, cellular component: TRAPPII protein complex. NCBI's taxonomy places the organism in Eukaryota, Metazoa, Chordata, Mammalia, Carnivora, Felidae. Gene Ontology annotation, biological process: cilium assembly. The transcript is spliced from 11 exons. Bases 208 to 1947 code for a protein of 579 amino acids. Gene Ontology annotation, molecular function: alpha-tubulin binding.